This is a messenger RNA of Naumovozyma castellii, 1041 nucleotides long. Its product is annotated as SDR family oxidoreductase. The record is from RefSeq and is a predicted model, not a curated record. The transcript has a single exon. Lineage: Eukaryota; Fungi; Ascomycota; Saccharomycetes; Saccharomycetales; Saccharomycetaceae. Bases 1 to 1041 code for a protein of 346 amino acids.
AUGUCUUCACAAAAAACGGUCUUCGUAUCCGGGGCCACUGGUUUUAUUGCCCUCCAUAUUGUCAAUGAUUUAUUAAAUGCAGGCUACAGAGUAAUUGGUUCUGCAAGAUCCCAAGAAAAAUGUGGCAAAUUGUUGGAAAAGUUUGGGAACAAUCCAUCGUUGUCAAUGGAAGUGGUUAAGGACAUUUCAGAUUUGAACGCCUUCGACGAAGUCUUCAAAAAACAUGCAAAAGAUAUCACGAUUGUUUUACAUACUGCCUCUCCCUUCCGUUUUGAUACUACGGAAUAUGAGAAGGAUCUUAUAAUUCCUGCAGUUAAUGGAACUAAGUCUAUUUUUAAUGCCAUCAAGAAGUAUGGUGCCCAAACGGUGGAGAGAGUGGUAGUAACGUCUUCCGGUGCAGCUCAAAUCCAGCCUGCGUACUGCAAUAGAGACGGACUUAUCGUGGAUGAAAGUACUUGGAACGAUUGUGCAUGGGCAAAUUGUACCACUGACGCAGUCACUGCCUACUGUGCAUCAAAGACCUUUGCUGAAAGGGUGGCCUGGGAUUUUUUGAGGGAGAAUAAAGGUCAAGUAAAAUUCAAAUUAUCCACUGUUAUGCCUGUCAACGUAUUUGGUCCCCAAAUGUUUCCUGAGCCUUCUAAAACGACUUUGAACACAUCUUCUGAGAUUAUAAAUAAAUUGGUUCAUACUAAUAAAGAUACAGAAUGGGACCAAUUUAAUGGUGGGUACAUUGACGUUCGUGAUGUUUCUAGGGCGCAUUUGUGUGCAUUCGAAAAGGAAGAAUGUGCCGGUGAAAGAUUGAGUUUGUUUGGUGGAAUGUUUGCCACUCAAGAUAUCUUGGAUAUUAUUAAUGAUGAUUUCCCACAAUUGAAGGGAAAGAUCCCUGUGGGGAGACCUGGAACAGGUAAAGAAUUAACGACUAAAGGUUUCCAAAUUAAUAACGAAAGAACCAAAAUAUUAUUGGGAUUUGAAUUUAUAGGUUUGAGACAAUCAGUUGAUGACAGUGUCCGUCAAAUAUUAGAAGUUGAAAGUAAAGCUUAG